AUGACAUGCUUGACUACAACUCAAUACUCAAUUCUUAUAAAUGGGGUACCCAGUGAUCUGAUCCAACCAAAGAGAGGUCUCAGGCAAGAGGAUCCUCUCUCCCUACAAUUGUUUACUCUUUGUAUGGAGUACUUCUCUAGAACUAUGCUUGCAGUGGGUGAUCACCCUAGUUUCAAGUUCCACUAUAGGUGCAGAACUAUGCAGAAUCACACUAUGGAGUCCAUUGCUACUACUACAGAAUUAGAGUUUGGAGCUCAAGACACAUCUCUUUUGCUGGAAGAGUUCAACUAUAACUUUGUCCUUAUGAGAAUUUGUGUAUAUUGGUCGCAAAUCUUCAUCCUUCCUAAAGUUGUCUUAAAGAUAAUCAAUGCUAUAUGCAGAGCUUUUCUUUGGUUUGGGACUUAUGAGGAUGGUAGUCCUGGUUCAAUGGCUUGGGACAGGUUGUGCCUUCCAAAACAGCAAGGUGGGUUAGGUUUCAGAAACUUGUUACCGUGGAACCAAGCUGCAGUAGGUAAAUUAGCUUGGUCUAUUGCUCAAAAACAGGAUAAUCUUGGGUUAAAUGGCUACACAUGCACUGUCUAUGUGAAGGAUAAAUAUUGGGACAGUUAUGUUAUGAGCAAUCUAAUUGACAUACGAACAAAUCAUAUUUGCUAG
Messenger RNA from Spinacia oleracea (spinach), 654 nucleotides. RefSeq lists its product as uncharacterized. Bases 1 to 654 code for a protein of 217 amino acids. The transcript is spliced from 2 exons. The record is from RefSeq and is a predicted model, not a curated record. NCBI's taxonomy places the organism in Eukaryota, Viridiplantae, Streptophyta, Magnoliopsida, Caryophyllales, Amaranthaceae.